AUGCGCUUCUUCCAUCUCUCUUUACUUAUUGCAGCUAUGAGCCAGACAAGCACGGUAGCUUCGCAGCCGCUUGCCGUCGCUCGAUCUGUUCAAGAUCCUGACAAUCCAAAUGGCAAUCCACCACCUGCUUUCGAUACACCUUCUAUCCCUCCACCUAUUGUCGGUCCACCUCCUGUCGAUGAUGGCGCUCCACCUGUUGAAGGUCCCGUCAAUCCACCCGUUUUCGUUCCACCUCCUGACGAUGGUGUCGCUCCACCUUUACCUCCUGACCCGAUCGCCAUAGUCUAA
Molecule: messenger RNA, 288 nt
Organism: Fusarium coffeatum
Lineage: Eukaryota; Fungi; Ascomycota; Sordariomycetes; Hypocreales; Nectriaceae
Exons: 1
Coding region: 1-288 (95 amino acids)
Source: RefSeq, a predicted model, not a curated record